This is a messenger RNA of Paramuricea clavata, 1572 nucleotides long. NCBI's taxonomy places the organism in Eukaryota, Metazoa, Cnidaria, Anthozoa, Malacalcyonacea, Plexauridae. The record is from the annotation of a GenBank genome assembly.
AUGGUGCCAGACUAUGGACAAUGCAAAAUAUUAUUCGCACAUCCAGAGGAUAUCCUUUCAGAUAUUGGUAGAAAGUUGAUCAAAUCCGAUGUAUUUCAAAAGAACGUUGUCGCUUGUGUGAUUGACGAGGCGCAUUGUGUUGAAAUGUGGUAAGUACAUUAUUAUUGAAGGUUUCACGGUAUAAACAGUCACCAUUUUGCAAGUAGGGCAAACUGAGUCAACUGACACAUGAAUGGAUCAAGGACAAACGCAAUGUGAUUUCCCAAGAGUAUUGAUCAUAUGCAUUUUAUAGUCAUUGUGUUUGUCCUACUUGCAAAAUAGUGGUUGUUACCAUGAGACCUUUUAUUUUGAUAAGUUCACAAUAAAAUAUACAGAACUUUGUUACACAUUGUCAGGUAGUUCAAGUUUUAUUUUUCUAAUCAUUGGGUCAUUCCAGAAAACAUCCAUACCUCCCCCACAGAGGAAAUUCCUUUGUGGGGGGAGUGUGAACCUUUUCUGGAAUGACCCAAUUUAUAUAGUAUGAACUAGGUUGUUUUAUUUCUGAUAAAAAAUAAAGUUAUGAGCUUGCUGAAAAGUGAUAACAAACUAGAUACAUUGAUACAACUAGUCAUGUUGAAUACAACUUGCAGCAAGCCGUCAGGUGUUUAAGGCCAGGGUCAGGGUUUUUAUGCACUGAACCUAAUGCAAAUUAAGUGAAUCAAAUAACUUACAGUAGCUCUGAUUAACAUUAGGUUCGGCACGUGAAAAGUUCAAUGUUUGACCCUGGCCUAACUUGUCUUAACCAAUUUACUUGCAUUACUCACAGUACUGGAGUAAAAUUGCCUGGCGUUAGACAGAGUAAAUACUAAACAGGAUGCAUUGCCAGUAAAUGAGUUAAAACAGAUGGUUGUACUAUAUAUAUGCAGUGCUCAAAUGGCUAGUAUUAAGUUAAAAACUGUUUUGUUUUGUUUGCAAUAUUUCUUGACUAUUUUUGUAUUAAUUUUGACUUUUAGGGGAAAUGAUUUUAGAAAGGAUUUCAAAGGACUGGACUGUCUCAAAGCAUUCUUUCCAUCAAGCCCAACAUUGACCCUUUCAGCUAGUGCACCACCUCAACUUAUCAUGAAGUUGAAAGAAAGUCUAUGCCUGAGCAAGGGCUGUAAGAUUGUCAGUAAAAAUCCGAACAGAGAGAAUAUAUUUCUAGAUCGGCAAAAACUUGCAAGUAACAACUAUGGAUAUAUAUUAAGGCCAAUUGCUGAAUCGUUACUAAGAAUGAAUGUACUUUAUCCACUCACUAUAAUAUACAUGAACUUGAAAUACUGUGGUUAUGCUUAUGCUUUAUUCGAUCAAAUUUUAAAAGAAAACCAGUACAAGGGAGUUGAAAAUAUUCCUAAAGCCCGCUUGUUUGCCCAAUUUCACUCUCAGCAGACCAAGAGAAUGAAGGAGGAAAUUAUUGCAGAAAUUACAAAAGAGAACUCUACAAUCCGUGUAGUAUUUGCAACAACAGCAUUAGGAAUGGGUGUAAACGCUCCUCAUGUUAACCAUGUGAUUCAUAUUGGGCUCCUUCAAAUUUGGAAUCCUAUUUGCAAGAAAUAG